AAGUGUGGAAGAGCUGCAGCCAGGCAGGAUAGAUGGCACGUGUUGAUUUUCAACAGCUGUGCAUGUGUCUGGUGAUUUCCUAAGAGAAGAUACAAGCCUAUGUGCAAUCUCCUUCAUGUGAGCAAGACACACAUAGCCACAGCUCUGUGAAGGACAUCCAGUGAGAACCACCAUGAGGAACAAACAGUGGCUCCAGAAUAUUUUCUUCUGCCUUUUUUUCCAGUACGCUUUGUGCUGUGAAAGCCUCACUUGUUUUGUGGACUAUGUACAGACCCUGUCCUGUAUCCUGCGAGACGAGUUGGGUGGCGGUUCAUACAACCUCACUGCAACAUGGUUUCCUGAGGAAGAUCCAGAAAAUACUGUGGCUGCCUGCAGUCUCUUGCAAUUGUCAGGGAACAGCAGUCACACACAGUACAUGUGCACUGUGGACAUGACUGAACUCCUGGCAGAUACCAAAGUCCAGGUGGAUGUCACAGAGAUAGCUGAUAGGCACCAUGUGCUUUCCAAAGAUUUUUAUUUGUCAGACAACAUAAAACCACAGCCUCCAUUCAACCUGAACGCUUUGUUCUCAGAGGGUUACAAUAUUUCUUGGGAAACCAUCUAUCAGAACUCUUCCUUUUAUUUUUUGAAUGAGGAGCUGGAAUAUCAGCUGCGUUACAAAAGAAGAACUGACACCUGGGAGACUCAGAAGACUAAAGCUGUUCAUGAAGAUAAACGGACAUUGGUGAUCCUGCCAUGGGAACUACAGGCGAACACUGAGUACGAGUUCCAAGUGAGAGCUAGACCCCAGGAAGACAGUGGCUAUGGUGGUUUUUGGAGUGAAUGGAGUUCUCCGCUGUUACUGAAAACCAGCCCUGCCACAGUGACACAGACAGCCCAUGGCAUGGAAUGGCUGUUGCUGUUUGGUAUUGUCGUGGCAAUCAUAGCCUCAAUCACAACAUUUCUGGCCAAACAGCAGAGCUUGUGGAAGAAGAUGGCUUGCAUCCCAGACCCUGCUCCCUUUUUCAACCCUCUUUACAUGGCUCAUAAUGGAGAUUUUAAGAAGUGGGUUGGUGCAUCCCAUAUGAAAAUGACCUUUGAUUUCUUUGAAUGGGGAAUAGUCCUUCCAGAAGUCCUAGAAGUUUACACCAUGCAUCCUUCCAACAGCACCCCACAGGAAGAGCUGCAUGAGCUGAGAAAGAAUCUGCCUUGCAAGCCCUGUGCAUCUUGCCUGACUGCCCCAGGUCAUGGCAGCCAGCCCCUGUGGUGUAGUGUAAACAGUAGUGGCAGGACUGAGGACCAGUCAUACGGGCACUUGUCAAUCGAUACAGUGACUGUGGCUGAUGAAUUUACAUCUUGUAACUGCCAGUGCAGCUGUAACCAUGUGAACAGGGAACAUGAGCAUGCCAACAAGGAAGAUGAUAGUGCUGGAGAGCCUGGUUACCCCAAGGUUGACAUUGAUGAGGAAGACAGAAAGAUAUCCAGUGACUUGCAUUUGGCUGAUCUGAGUUCACAGGACAAAAUACUUGCUUCAGGCUCUGUGUCCAUAGACCGCCUGAGGAGCCCAGUCAAUCAGCAAGGGGAAAGGGGAGUGGAAGGAAGGGUGGGGAACAUCCUAGAAGCCCUUUGCUUGCAGACUCAUCAGUGGGAUUUGGAAAAUCCAGGUUCUCUACCUUCUCCUGAUGGUGAAAGUGUUUCUAACAGUGAAGGCUUCUAUGACUUCUUCCCUCACAGUACAAGGCCUGGUGACAGUUAUCCUUUGAUCUGUGUAGAUUUGGACACUAUUGACAGUGGCUUUGUGGACUCAGACUGUGGAAGUCCAGUUGACUCUGAAUUUGGGCAAAACAGUCAGACCGUUUGUGCACCCAUCCCUCUCGAGCAGGAGGAGCAAGACUUUCCACGGAGCUAUGUCAAGCAGUGGGUCUCCUGUCACUCUGAGAGCCCUCUCAGUGGGACACAGACAAACUAAGGACUUUGAUGUUGCCUGGAUGAGUGUGGGGCCUUUUCCAUAGUGUGCCAGGAGUGAAGUGUUAGCAAAAUUCAGAAGA
Messenger RNA from Pseudopodoces humilis (Tibetan ground-tit), 2027 nucleotides. RefSeq names its product interleukin 21 receptor (gene IL21R). The record is from RefSeq and is a predicted model, not a curated record. Gene Ontology annotation, biological process: cytokine-mediated signaling pathway. Lineage: Eukaryota; Metazoa; Chordata; Aves; Passeriformes; Paridae. Gene Ontology annotation, molecular function: cytokine receptor activity; protein binding. Gene Ontology annotation, cellular component: external side of plasma membrane.